AUGAUCUGUGUCGAGUCCACCGAGUGUAAUUUCUGGAAGAACAAGGACUGCGGCGGCUCCAUGUCGGACGAGGAAGCCGCCUUCACCGUCGGUUGCGGCGACGUUCACGAGAUCCCUCUCCCACUGACUGGCACAUACGGCUCCUACAAGUGCCAGCAUGUACACCCCAACACCUACGAGUCUUCGAGCACUGUCAGGGUUGAGACUACCCCACACGACCCCAACAACGAUGUGCUAGGUCAGAUCUUACCUCCGUAG
Alternaria rosae is the source of this 258-nucleotide messenger RNA. RefSeq lists its product as uncharacterized. The record is from RefSeq and is a predicted model, not a curated record. Bases 1 to 258 code for a protein of 85 amino acids. NCBI's taxonomy places the organism in Eukaryota, Fungi, Ascomycota, Dothideomycetes, Pleosporales, Pleosporaceae. The transcript is spliced from 3 exons.